Diabrotica virgifera virgifera (western corn rootworm) is the source of this 486-nucleotide messenger RNA. RefSeq lists its product as uncharacterized. The coding region runs from base 7 to 384 and encodes 125 amino acids. The transcript is spliced from 2 exons. NCBI's taxonomy places the organism in Eukaryota, Metazoa, Arthropoda, Insecta, Coleoptera, Chrysomelidae. The record is from RefSeq and is a predicted model, not a curated record.
ACUACAAUGAAAUUCUACCUCUCACUCGCCACAAUCGCCAUGCUGGCAGCAUCUGUCAAAUGCACUCAACUUCUCGGCAACUAUAACCUUGUCUCACCGCCUUUCGUCCCUCAAGUGUACAACAAUCAUGCGGGAUCUCCAGGAAUCGUUUCUGCAUUAAGUCAGCGCCAGGACCUCGCUCAUCCCGCUGUUGUACAGAAUUCUAUCGCAGAGUCCCAACUCCCGCCUGAGCUCCUUAAUCCCUUCUACAAGAAUCCUGUGAUUGCGUCGGCACUUGCAAGAGAAUCUUGGUUUACCAAUAAAGAGUUUCCCAUACGUAAUAGAGAAGCCGAAAAGAUAUCCCGGGAGGAGAUUUAUAAAAUUAUUUCCAGAUUGAGAAAUUAAGGAAUAGACGUAGAUUAGUACUGGUUCCUGAGUAUGGAACAUCGUUGCCACUUUUCUAAUUUAUUUGUAAUUUGUAAGACUGUAAUAUAUAUUUUAUUUUAA